Molecule: messenger RNA, 2112 nt
Organism: Dendronephthya gigantea
Lineage: Eukaryota; Metazoa; Cnidaria; Anthozoa; Malacalcyonacea; Nephtheidae
Product: putative ammonium transporter 3
Exons: 5
Coding region: 100-1701 (533 amino acids)
Biological process (GO): ammonium homeostasis; ammonium transmembrane transport
Cellular component (GO): membrane
Molecular function (GO): ammonium channel activity
Source: RefSeq, a predicted model, not a curated record
GUAAACAGCAUCACUGUACAUCCAGAAACAUUUGACUGUACUUCUUUUCCACUGUGGCCAUAUAUUGUGCUUCAAUUUUAUCGCAAUUAAAAGACAAGCAUGGCCAUGAAUACAACAAGCAACACGACCACGACUGACGAUCAUUAUGGUGAUUUUCAACCAGAUGACGCUACAUGGAUUUUGACCAGCGCCUUCAUCAUUUUCACGAUGCAAUCAGGUUUCGGCCUUCUCGAGGCUGGCAUUGUCUCCAGGAAGAACGAAACGAACAUCAUGGUGAAGAACGCAAUCGAUGUUAUUUAUGGAGGGCUUGCCUAUUGGAUAUUUGGGUUUGCAAUCAGCUUCGGAAACGAUGAACUAAACAACAGAUUUAUGGGUUGGGGAGACUUCUUCGUCGAUUCCGUUGGUGAGGAUUUUGGUAUAUUUGCGAAGUACUUUUUUCAGUUGUCCUUCGCCACAACUGCAACGACUAUUGUCUCCGGAGCGAUGGCUGAGAGGGUCGCUAUCAAUGCGUACAUCGCGUUCUCUUUUGUAAACACGCUAUCUUAUUCCUUUCCCGCGCAUUGGGUGUGGGACGAUAAAGGGUUUCUAAAAGAGAUGGGAGUAGUUGAUGUGGCUGGGUGUGGUCCCGUCCAUCUCGUCGGAGGUGUCGCCGCAAUUGUUGCGGCAAUUAUGCUCAAACCGCGAAAAAACAAGUUCGACGAGCACGGAAAACCGCGUGAAAUUCAAAUGGCAUCCCCCACAAAUGUUUUGCUAGGAACAUUUAUGCUGUGGUGGGGGUGGUUAGGCUUCAACUGUGGGUCGACGUUUGGAAUCUCGGGAAUAAAGUGGAAACUUGCUUCCAGAUCGGCUGUUGUUACCAUAAACGGCUCAGUUGGUGGAGGUGUAUUCGCUAUGAUUUACAGCUAUGUAUAUCACAAGAAAAAGCUGCUUAUAAACAUCUUCGUUGUUGGUAUUCUGGGAGGAUUAGUUUCCGUAACAGCUAUUUGUGCUGUUUGCAGACCGUGGGAAGCUUUAAUAAUUGGUGUCAUCGGCGCUGCAGUUGCCACAGGAGGUACGGUCAUGGAGGAUAGGCUGUGCAUCGAUGAUCCCGUUGGAGCAUUUCCAACCCAUGCUUUGGCUUCGGUGUGGGGUCUCAUCGCCACUGGCCUCUUUUGUGAACGCACACCAAAAUUUGCUGAGCAUGCCGGUUUGUUUAAAGGGGGAAGCUGGAAAUUUCUAGGUGUCCAACUGCUGGCGUCGGUGAGCAUAAGCGCUUGGGCAGCUUUUACAACUAUCAUUAUGCUCUACAUCAUCGACAAGAUAUUUGGCCUUCGCAUGAGUGAAGAAGAAGAGGAGGUUGGAGCAGAUUUCUUCGUCCACAACAUACGCGGCCAGGUAACCAGCAACCAGGCGGCCACACAAGCAGAGACGUUGACCGAAAACGAAAAUGGCAACACGACCGGAAGAAACCAAGCGACAUCGCCUGCUCAUACUAACGGCGGAAACUCAAACUCGCAAGAGAGCUACGCGAUGGAAUGUCCACCGUUUGACAUGCAAAAUCUCCAGGAAAUAAAUUCAAGACAUUCGUCUGGACAACGUAACAUGCAAAGCCUCGGGAUUGGAGCUAGUAAAAACGGAAUCACAUUUAGAGUCGCUCCAUAUCUGGAAUCUCAGGCGUCAUUGCCAAAAGGAACAAGUAAUUGCGGCUAUCACAGUAGCUAGACCUCCCAGUGGUUUCCAAAUGCAACCGAAUAGAAACAAUAACAAUUGUUAAUUUGGGUUGCAUUCCUGUUGGCACCGAUUAUGCCAUAAUUAUAAGCUCUAAGUAACUGGGUGGAACCAAUGCCUUCAAUUACCACGCUCAUUGUGAGCGCAAAAACUGUAUAAUCUUGCACCAUUCUUGGGAUAGGCAAUUAUAGUAUUUGGUGCACAAUGUGCAGUAUAUGUAAAAAAUUGUUGCAUGGAUAAUUAUCGUAUGAAGACCAAUUCAGCUCAGUUUUGCGGUGAAGAUAUGACGUUAGAUUCAUUCCAGUGGAAACGACCAGUAAAUAAAGGCGGAUUUCCACUUACAGCGAUAUCGUUCGCUAGCGAAAUAUUUGCAUAUUUCCUUUUGAUUUUUAACAGCAUAAGUAA